This is a messenger RNA of Bombus pascuorum, 7841 nucleotides long. Its product is annotated as cilia- and flagella-associated protein 61-like. NCBI's taxonomy places the organism in Eukaryota, Metazoa, Arthropoda, Insecta, Hymenoptera, Apidae. The record is from RefSeq and is a predicted model, not a curated record.
UUUAUUCCACAUCGUUAUAAAACUUGUUAAAAAGAGAAUCAGAGUACAGCGUAGUUUUCAACGUACUUCGCAAAUGAAAUUCGCAUCGACCCAAUACCUUCUAGUAUACUCUAUCGAACGCGUUAAUUAACUUAUGAUACCUGAGUAUAGAUAAGCCGACUAAUGACGCAACAUGUGCUGCGUUUGUACAAGGUAUCGUUAGAGAACGACUAGUCACGUCAUUCCCAAAAUCUUCCGAAUGAAAUUUUGCGAGAUAUUCUAACGACAAUGACACGAAGCAUCCUCGUACCUGUCACACCAGCGAAACAACUUCGCUCCCAUUUUUAUCUCAGCAGAAACGCAACAUUUGCUUCGCUUCGAGAGUUUGCUGGCUAACCGCGAAGAAUUGUGGGAACAUUGGCGAAGUAAAAGUAAAGCAGCUACGAGUCGCGUUUCGCAAGUCGGAAAUUCGUACGGUGGUUGGUCUGACGUAACCCGUUACGAACCGUUGCGCGUUCAAUGGUCCAUAUUGCGCGUUACUUCUCAAACAGAAUAAACAUCGUCUCCGAUGAUUUAGCUAUGCAUCGAAAUAUCUUUCUAAGAGUUUCUUCGUUAGAUAUCAGAGGACGUGAAGACUGAUAGGAACGUGAAAGACAUAAUAUCAGCGUGGUUGAACAAAAAGUCACGAUCCUUAGCUAGUGCUUCCGCGUUUCUUGCAGUUAUUAAUAAAAGCUCGUUCUCUGUACACGAUGGGGCGACUGCGAGCCGCCUCUUCUUCGGCAACGGGACGAUCUCACGGCCUGUAAUCAGUCGGCGGAUCUCCCAAGAGCUAAUUAGAAACUUAUGGAGAAGAGGUUUCUGUCAGCAACGUUCCUCAAGCCAGCGGAAGAAGCCUUUUCCUCUGGUAACGAUAACAGAUCGUUAUGCGCACAUACGCUCGUGCUUUUCGUCUACAAUUUCAUCCGUUCGAGUUAGGUGCAAUUACUCUUAACUGCUUCGAACGAGCGUUCGCAGUCAGUAGAGGUAGAACAGUCGAAUAUAGGAUAUAUUUGAUGAAUUCUCGUAAUUCGAAUACAUAGUAUUUCUGAACGAGUUAUAGACAUCGGAACCGAAAGUAGGUUCUUUAAAAGAGGAACAGCUUUACUGCCAAAACAUUAGAGCCAGGUGCGCGUUUUCGCGCUGCGUAUCGUGACACGAAGUUGCAUGACGCUACGUCGUUAGCCAGGUAUUCGUAAAUGCAGCAAGUCCUUGGCAAAGUCUUGAAUCAAUUGUUUUCCGUCGAAGCGAUAAGAAAAAAAAAUAGCCGGUAGCAAAAUAAAUCGAUUCGAUACGAUUACUUUGAAGCCUAAAAAGCGAGAGACGCAAAGAGACUUUGAUAUGGCGGAACGGCGGCGAAGGCCAACGAAAAAAAGUGCACCGAUGCAACUUACCGUAACGAUCGUGUCUGUUAUUGUCGAUUGCAUCGUGGAGCGCGCACGUGCCAGCACCAAGUGCAACGUAAAUAGCUUCCGCGAUGUGUCUUGCGGCAGACCGCAAGAAGAAAGAAAUUCUGUCAUUGAAAUUGUCAACUAACAGUGCGCAAAUCUUUCGAUACUUUUUCCUAAGUUUCUUCGAUACUUUUGAAGGUGCAGUUUGCAACGCUUCCGCUUUGUUAUUUCCGCUUUGAAACAGACUGACGCUGUUGUGGACGGAGCUUAAUACUCGAGAAGAAAGCGGAGUAAGAAGGGAACAGCGAAGAGAACGCGAAGCAAUUACUUUGCCCCACCGUUUAAAUCGUUCGAGGAGUUUCGUUAUUACCUUUUUUGCGAACAUUAAAGUCGGUCGCCUCGAUGGGCGCAUAUAGAGAGAGAGUUUCACUUUUCCCACGAUUAUCUGUCAUCCAAUGAUUUCAAUCGAUCGGGUUUUUUCUCAAUUAUUGGCAAUUGCACCAGCGGCGAUUAGUACAUACUCAUAUAAGUGCAAGUGAUCGUUUCAACCCUGAAAUCAGUCACGCAACAUUUACUAUAGUAUUCUGUAGUUCGAUCGGGAAUCGAAUGUUCAGCGAUAAAUUUCGUUUCGCUGAGACUAGCACGGUUAUGAAAGAAGAAAAAUGUUGAGUAUGUGGCUGGGCGAUCCAGAGGUAUAUUUCCGCGGAAGGAAAAGUCUGGAUGCAGCGACAAAGAUUUUCGGUGUUAGACUAAUGGAGCACGCCGAUCUGCUUAAUCUCGAGCAACUCAUACGUCCGGAGACGUAUGAAAUUUUUGGAGACGUGGACCUCGAACGCAUCUUCGAAGCGAGUUGUCUAUCAAUGGUGCAGUGUAACGAAAAGUGUGAAAUCGUUUCAGGCAUAUGCCUUUGCAAUUAUCCGAAUGUGCCGUCGGUGACUCCAGAUGAUUGGCUGACUUGGUUGUACAGAUUGUACAAGAUCGAAGAUGUGACAGAAGGAAACGCGAUGUUUAUACAUAUCCUCGUCUGGGACAUACGAUAUACUGGCAACUUCUUCGCAGACCUACUGACAGGACUCUUCGAUAUCACGUCGUAUUUGCAGCACGUGAUUCUCGUGAUUCCUCCUCAGAUUAUUAUACGUGAGACCAAAGAUGGAUCUUUCGGUAGACGCGGCUCAAAACCACCGGUGGUUUUAAUUUUCCAGCUGCCGCUGACGUGUUCGAACAGCAUGAUCAGGAUCCCGCAAUACUGUGCCGACAAGCCGUCCGUGCAGUCAAUCUACAUAACCGAACGUCAUCUAAAAAAUCCCAGGCUCAAGAUUCGACGUGCUGUAGAAGAGGAUAACGACGACAUAGUAGCGAUCAUCGACGCGGAGUCGAGCCUCGUAAAAGAAUUUUAUGGAGAAUUUUACGUCAGCGAGAUGAUUCGCAAUCCUGACAACUAUCGACGAUUGAUCGUUUCCGAGGAUGACGAUGGUUUUGCUACUGGCGUAAUGUUUCUCAAUAGCAACGUAGAUGUAGAUACGCUCAAUCAGAAUUUCGAACUGCGACCGUACAAUGGUCUUAGGAAGAUCCAUGAAAAGGACAAAUUUCUCCGACAAAGCAUGCAGCCUGCCAGCAAGACGUUCUUCUCUAUAUUUUGGAGAAAGUCUCUUAAGGAAUCAACGGAACAGUUAGUAUUUUUUAUUGUACUUCGUUUUGAGACACAUCGAAUUUGUGACUUAUUCUUUUUGAAGACUAAUUCUGGAGAAUACGUCUUGAGUAGAUUUAUCUGCCAGAUGCAUUUAUGUCAGACAUAUUCACACUGCAUUAGAUCCUCCGAGAAACUUUCACCGGAAGAGAGCAUGGAAAGCUUCGAGGACACAGACUCUAGAGUUUCUGCAGCUUCCAACGAUGAAUCGACGAAACUGAUACCACCUACGAGAAAACUGAUCGGUCCAUCGAUAAUGUCCUCCGACAGUGAUCUGCAAUCGAUAGCCGGUUACUUCGACACGUACUAUCAAUCAAAAUUGAUGACCAACGCGUUCACAGACUCAUUAUUUACUAUACCACGUGAGUUCCCAACGAAUUUCGACUUACUGUUCGAUUUUUAUUUAAGAGGAACAAAACCAAUUGCGACAUUUUUUUGCAACAAAGGAAGAUCUAUCGUUAUCUUCAGUGACUCUUUCGGAGACCCAGUAUUUGACAAGAUCGAUGUCCCUUCACAGCCUGUUUAUCACGGCGAUGUUAACGCAUUCGUUUUGGAAAUCUUCGCGAUGAAAGAUCAAAUAAAACGUCGCUGGAGUAGGAACUUCAUGGAGGCUGCGUUCGAGUGUUUUCCCGACUUGGAUUAUUGCGUGAUCCUUCUGCCUUUCUCUCAUCCUUACUUUCCUCUCCUCCAACAUUUCGUGCGUGUGCCACUCAAGUGCAACAAGGAUUAUCCGAUGACGCUAUACGUAAUGCAUCGUACUGCUCUUUUGGGUCACAUAAAGCUUCGAGAAGCUAAGCCUUCCGAUAGAAACGACAUACAAGAACUUUUACAGAAUAUUCCAAAAGCAGAGCAAGUUUUAAUAGACUUUGACAUCGCAAUGGACAAAAAACCAUCAGAGAUGCAGUGUUAUGUCUGUCAAUGGAAGGACAGGAUAAUCGGUAUAGCAAUUCUUUGUGUCGAGAAAGAAGUCACGUAUAUUAGACGACGUUAUCACAUAGAAGAUUACAUCGCAGAGAAAAAUAUACCUGGCGAUGCUUAUGGACGUAUUCUACAUUUCAUACUGAUGCCAGUUUUCUCCAUUCAUCUGCCCUUCUUCUUCUGCGAGAUCGCUCGUUUUAGUGGCAUGAUCGUUCUUUAUUAUCGACUUACAGAAACAGCGUUGAGUGCAUUGACUCGUACGCAUCCUCUGACAAUAUGCUUGAACACUAUGGUUCCUGUGAGGCCUCGUCGAAGAAUCGAAUACAAGUAUCAUGGUUUCGUGGAAACUGACGAGUCUAUGCAACGAACUGAACAUUUUUCGCUUUUCAUGACGUCACCAAGGAUCGCAUUGAUACCAAAACCGAUCAUCGAAUCGAGGGUGGUUGUGGUGGGCGCCUCGGAUUGUGCUGUUGCAUUCUUAGAACAUCUUAUUUUUGGACGAAGCUUUAUACGAUUCGCGAAUAUCACUCUGAUAUCACCACACGGCUUACCUUUCGAGGACGAAGACGAAAUGUGCGCGCGUUUGCUACCCUUCAAAGGCCGAUAUUGUCCGAGGUAUCGCCGGCUGAUUGGGGCACGUUUUCGAAUUAGUAUUGUAUAUGGAACAGUGACGUCGAUUCAAAGGAAAGAGAAAUACGUAACUGUGAUGCAUCAAGGAAACAUUACAUACGAUUAUCUCAUCUUAACCUGUGGAAUGCAGUAUCAGCGUCCUCAAUUUCAGGAUGAAUUGGACAAACAGAAAAAAGGAGAAUUUUUGCAGCACGAAGCACCUUGGAACUGCUUGACGCUUAAUGACGAUACAGAAGCAGCUAUCUGUUUAGAGAAGAUCGAAGAGUUGACGAAUAAAUUGAAACGCGAAAGGAAGAUUAUUUUUUAUGGACAUAACAUCGAUUGUUAUUGCGCCCUUCAAGGAUUGCUCGAAUUUGGAGUUAAGGGUUCUUGGAUCACACUGAUCCAACCGCCAUUGCAAAAGUGUACAUCCUACGAAAAUAUCUUCUUCAACGAUUGCGAAGUACAAAAAGCACGCGAAUUAGAUUUGUUUAUCUUUAAUCGUUCCAACGACACUCUUCGACUGCACUGUACAACACUGAGCAACUAUUCUAUUAUUGAUAUACAAUAUUUAUACAGAAAUAUGUGGCUGUCGAAGGUGUACGCAGAAGUGAUGAAGUCGAUUUCGAAGAAUAAUAUCGAGGUGUUCGUGGGUUGGGAAUUGAUCGAUUGGCACGUAAAAAGCUUGCCACGAGGAAAAAUGAUAGAAGCGAUCGUAAUUCGCCUGAGAGAUAAAACCAGAACGUUGGACUGCGACGCCUUUCUAAAUUUUCACGAGAAGACCAUUAACAUGAAGAUAUUUUUGGCGAUCUGUAGGUCUGGACUUAUGUUCGACGGCCAGCUGGUCAUAGACACGGAAUUAAGGACAAACGAUCCAUCGAUCUUUGCUGCUGGUAGCAUAACUAAGUAUUGUAGAAGAUUCUACUUCGAAGCCUGGCAACAUAUAUACUUUAAUAGUAUAGAGAUCGGCGAGAAAGUUAGUAGACCAAAGCGUCCUUGCACGAUUCAUAAAUAUUGCGGUUUAUUGGCUAUAAACUUUUCUUUUAUGAUCUUACGAGUUUUAAUGAAAAUUAAUAUUUCAAAACAGACAAAUAUACAGGUAACUGUAACUUUUUCUUCAAACGUUAAAAUAUUUUCGGGUCUGGCGAAGAUUCUUCGAUCGGUUAUCGAAAAUGAACAUCAAGGCAGCGAGACAUCGGUCGCACAAUUGAAAAGCAAGGAAGAUCAACCGAUAGUCGUGUUUCGAUCACCGAAAAUCGUGGCCUGUACUUUACCCGGUGGUUAUCGCUAUCUUCACAUCGGCAAGUCUGGAAAAUCCAUGUUACGCAAACCUACGAUUCAUUACAAUGUUUACGUGAGUUUUCAUUGUAGUUUCGCUACGUUUCGCGAGGAAAUUCGUUUAAGCGAUCGUAUUUAGGGCCAAGUGCUGAUAACAGGCUCGUGUACAUCAGAAAUUGGCUACUUCCGCAUACAACUGAAUCGGUUUGACAUGAUAGAAGCAAUAACGUGUUUCAACAAGAAGGAUUUUGAAGUGCGUCAUAUGGUCGCGUUAUACGGAAAGCACGAGAGCUUACUGAACGAGCUUAAAAUACGUUUCGAAAAGUCGUUGAUCUCGGACUUUUACGCGUAUUUCCGGGAACCAUGGGCCAUGGCGAUCUUCUACGAUAGAUUCGAGUGUCUUCGAGUGGAAAACCGUGCUACGCUCUUGUCGAAAACGGCAAUUCCUGGACAAUCAUUAGUUGACGAUUGCGUGCGUGCACUAGUACAAUCCAACUGGAAUGCGAUACAAGACGACGAUCGUCAGACCAUCCAAUCGAGAUUCGCUGGCUCGGUGUAUCAACAGGAAAUAGAGGAAAAUUUGCUAGAUCUGCUACAGUUCUCCGAAGAAGACUUGCCUGUUUACUGCACUCCUGGAAAGUUCCGUGAAUUAUACGCGGACAUUGAAAACAGUCCACUGUACACUGAUUUGUAACUAAAGAGACUCGUAAAGAUAUUUAAACAGAUAUAGAAACUUUCUAUAAAUAUAUUAUCUGCAUUGCAGAAAACAUUCAAACAUUUUAUUAAUACUAUGUAAUGACACGACUGUCGUGAUCGUAUUUGUAAAGUUUGAAAUAAGAUGGACAGCUAUAAGUGGAUUCGAUUCGUUGAUUAAAAUUUCGUUCGACAGAAAAAAAUUCAUUAUAAACAAAGUUUUACCACGUUUAUAAAAAUAUUCUACGGCAAACAUUCAGAUACUUUUAUGUAUUACCGUAAAUGGGUGAUCCUGUCACAGCUAAUUUCCAUUUCACGCUUUCUCGAACGAACAGGCACGAGAUAAACGAUGACAAAAUAAUUCGCAGCCUUUUUCUUCGACAUGUAAAACGCGUUUUCGAAUCACGCGUGACGCCCGCCAAAACCACAAACACGUUACAGAUCGAUGAAUAGACGCUUCUGAUUUUAAGAUCGCCUUUUUAAUCGGAAACUGUCCUCGAUUGCUUCGUCCGUGCCUGUUUACUUGGCAUGCUAUCCAAUCUGUGGGUCAAGUUUAACAUUCCAAAGAGCUGCUCCAUAAACAUACAGCUCAAGGCAUUUACUCGCCACCUACGCACCAUGAAACGACAAAUACGCGUUAGAGAAAUAUCACGGCACGCCUUUUAAACGCGAAAUUGUCUCUCCGGUUGCUUAUCAGCCUGUGCGAAUCGCGGAUCCUCCACUUACUCUCUUUGGAGAACAGGAUCGCCUAAUCUAAAAGAGAAAGUACGUUUGAGGCCUGACUUUAGCAGCGUUCGACCUGUAACACUUACACGUGAAAAACGAUAAUGAGACAUUCUGUGUAUCUAGGUACACUGUUCGAAACAAUUAGUGAGUUGCUAGUAUGAACAGUUUUAUUGCGUCAAUCGAACAAACAGAAUUACUCAGGAAUCCAAUACUGUCAUCUUUAAUUAAGAUGUUCUGCCAAGAAGUUCUUCAUUUUUCAAGAUAGGUACGUUGAAAUAUUUGGAAUCCGUCAAAUAAAAUUGUAUUAUGUAGAGUAUUACGAAAUAAUGACUCGCAUUUUAAAUUGAACGAGCACGAAACUUCACUGAAUAAGUUACGAACAAAUGAUUUAGAAAAUAAUUAUAUCUUUAUUCUUCAGAUUUUUUGCAUUGCUAAUAUAAAAAUUAAAUUUUAACUUUUGUACAGUAAAUGUUGUAGAAGAAGUUGAUAAAUUAGUAGUAUAUUUACUGUCUUUAUACCGAAGC